Molecule: messenger RNA, 2280 nt
Organism: Rubroshorea leprosula
Lineage: Eukaryota; Viridiplantae; Streptophyta; Magnoliopsida; Malvales; Dipterocarpaceae
Source: the annotation of a GenBank genome assembly
CGACGCCGCGUCGUUUCAAUUUUGCAACCAACCCACGCCGCCCAGCAACCCGAAAAACAAAAUCUGAAGUACCACGACUGAUGAGAUCUGCAUCAAGUCUUCUUCUUCAUCGUAUCUUCCCGCGGAAGUUUUCCGGUCAAACAUCCUACGUAACGCCUGCCACCACCUCAUCCUCUCAUCCUCUCUUCAUCUCUAUGUGCUCCUGACUGCAUAUUGCUUAGCAUCGUUCUCAUCCCGAUCCACUCGAGUGUUUGAUGAAAAAUGACAACCAUGAAGAGGAUAUAGAGGACAUGAACUCUGACUCAGUUAAGUCGAACAGUAGAAAACGUUCCUCACCUGAAGAUUGUGAGGUUCGGGAGGCUGCUGUAGAAGUAGAAUUGCAGCCUUCGUGUGUUGGAAUUUCGGGGACGCACUCACAAGCAGAUGAUAGAUUAGCAGAACCAGGAUCUUGGAUAAAAAAUAAAUCAAGAUUUAGGAAAACGAUGCAGAAUUCCUUUGAAAAUGCUCCAAAGCUACCGGAGGAAAUUGGCUCCUCCAGCACAGGUCAAAUGAAUAUUCUUUCCACUGCUUUUAUACCAGAUGUAGGAAAUAGCACAGAUAAUCUCAUUUCAUUGCACGCAGUAGAAGCUAAUAGUGUUUCUGUUGCCUUGGAGAAUAAUGGUUAUGCUCAUAACCAGCCUGAAAAUGGUGGUUCUAGUACCAAGGGUAUUGAUAUUGUAUCAAAUCUAGAAUCAGAUGUAAGAGAUGGUGAAGAAAAAUCUCUGUCCACACAUGCAGAAAAAACAGAAGAAAGUUCUCUUGCUAUUACUAAGAAAGAAGAUAGCGGAUCUAUAACUUUAAAGUCCUCAAUUGCAAGACCUCCUGUCAGUAAUUUAAAGAAAAAACUUCUUGUUCUUGAUUUGAAUGGACUUCUCGUUGAUAUAGUUUUUCCUGCUCCAAAGGAUUAUACUGCAGACACAAACAUCUCAGGGAAGGCAGUUUUUAAGAGACCCUUCUGUGAUGAUUUUAUAAGUUUCUGCUUUGAGAGAUUUGAAGUCGGUGUCUGGUCCUCAAGAACUAGGAAAAAUGUGGACAGGGUGAUUGAUUUUUUGCUUGGUGAUAUGAAACAGAAGUUGUUAUUUUGUUGGGAUUCGUCCUACUGCACUGCAACACAGUUUAAAACUCUUGAGAACCAACGUAAGCCCUUGGUCUUUAAGGAGCUGAGGAAACUGUGGGAUAAACAUGAUGCUGAUCUUCCAUGGGAGAAGGGAUUUUAUAACGAAUCAAAUACAUUGUUGUUGGAUGAUACUCCUUAUAAGGCAUUGCUUAAUCCACCACAUACUGCAAUCUUCCCUUAUUCAUACAAGUUUCAGGAUGGGAAUGAUAAUUCAUUGGGUUCAGGAGGUGAUCUCAGAGUUUAUCUGGAAGGUUUGGCUGCAGCUGAAGACAUACGAACAUUUGUAGAACAAAACCCUUUUGGCCAGACACCUAUCACUGAAAGUAAUGAUUCUUGGAGCUUCUACCUCCAGGUUAUGAGCACGCAUGUACCGUCUGAAGUCCAAGUUAACUCAGAUCUCCCAGCUUAGUAUUUUCCUUGUGAUUCUGUUGGCUAAAUAUAAAGUUGCUUAUUUUAGCUUCGAUACUAUAUCAUACUCUCAUAAUCUCAUUGAAUAUAGCUGGUUAGCGAUAAACCUCUUUAUUUUCAAUGAACUUGUGGUCGGAUGCAACAGCAAGGGUAAGCUGCUGGCUGGAAACAUAGCCUGUUGAUGUUCUGAAGAAACCCCACUCAAAUUGGGAAAUUAUUUGUUGUAAUUUUCUAGGAAAAUAGAUUUCUAAUUCUUCAUAGAUGAUGAUUGGAAAAGUUUUCAUUGGGUAUAGGGUAUCUGACAUUUUGGAAAACUAGAAGGAAUGUUUUGUUGUUUAUUUUUUUAUAAUCUCAGCUGCCUAUAAUUGUUUUAUUUCAGGUCAAUCAACCUGUGUUAAACUUGAGAUUAGCAAAGGUAUGUAAUGACAGUUUCAUGCUUCGAGUCAUAAAAUUAUUGAACCCUUAAAUACAUACAAUCUCAGCAGAAUGUUUUUUUGUCUUUUGGAUAAUGAUCAACAAAGUUUGAUCUUUGUUAUUACAAUUUGUUUGGUAUGAUAAGAUGGCUGUUAAGAUUGCUUUAAAGUUACUUCCUGUUAAGAAAGGCAGUUAUUAGCACAUAUAUCUUGCUACCAUGUCUAACGUUAUAACUGUGUUUUACCCAUUUUGCUGUUGAUUGUACUACAAAGCAAGUGAUCAAAUAAAGUUGACGUUUCAAU